AUGGCGCCUCCACAGUCUAUAGCCCACCGGCGUACACAUAACCUACUACUAAUAUCACGACUUUUGAAUCUACGCGAUAAUGUGUCGCCAUUUACAUUGUUACUCGACUCAUUGUCCCAGAGCGCGAAACCGCUAGUGAGGGAAUUUGUUAGACGUGGCUUGUUGGCGAAAUGUGAGAUCGUGUUCGUGGCAUUCGAAACACUUCGCUGUCCGCCUGGUAUUGGCAAGUUCGUCAAAGCCCGCGGAAAGACAAUCCCAGUACUCCAGAGAGAGAUUACAGCUGCAAUCCCUGCUGGUGCCAAAACACUCUUAAUUAUUGACUCUCUUAACCCUCUUGCCUCCUCCUCACCAUCCUCCCUUUGUUUGUUUCUUUCGUCUCUCCUCACACCCACAACUGCUCUUCUUUCCACAUACCAUCUCGAUGUUCCACUCCCUCCACAGAAGUCAUAUCCAGAGACUGCACCCGAGGCUUUAACACUAUUAAAAUACUUGUCUACGACGUUAGUGACGGUUCAUUCGAUCCAUCAUGCGCUCUUGAAGAAGCAGCACAAAGACCGAUCAUUACCUGCGCCAGUGUGGGGGCUAGAUGAGGGGACUGAGGGCGUAGUAGUAGGGUUAGGUAGUAAUAGUACCGAGGGCAUAGUAUUGGAAAUGGAGUAUAGGAGGAGGAGUGGCAGAGGGGUUAGCGAAAUGUUUUACCUUCCCCUGGAUGUUACCGAUAAUGGAGUUAGGGAAAAGGAGAGAGUUGUGUUACUCGAGGAUCAUCCGGAGUGGAGAUUGUCGGAACAGGUGAGAAAUGUGGAUGAUGGUCAUGAUCAAGAGGAUGGGAUGAGGACAACCUUUGAGUUGGGACUCACAGAAAGGCAGAAAAGGGCUAGAGAUGAGGUGGUGUUGCCGUAUUUGGAUGCACAACGUGAAGGCGGUGGUAGGGGCGGGGCUAUCUUAUUUACACCUGAUAAGGAGAUUGACGACUUUGAUGAGGAAGAGGACGAAUUGUAG
Molecule: messenger RNA, 999 nt
Organism: Morchella importuna
Lineage: Eukaryota; Fungi; Ascomycota; Pezizomycetes; Pezizales; Morchellaceae
Exons: 3
Coding region: 1-999 (332 amino acids)
Biological process (GO): tRNA wobble uridine modification
Cellular component (GO): nucleus; elongator holoenzyme complex; cytosol
Molecular function (GO): tRNA binding
Source: RefSeq, a predicted model, not a curated record